AUGUCUUCGGUGCUAUUAACGGAUGCCAAACGAGCGGUGAAAUUGCACCGUGUCCGAGCUCCGUUCCUACGCGCCGCGAACUACCGUUGCGUGACGUCACUCGACCGAGACAGCUCUACCGUCGGGGCGGCGAGUGACGCAAAAACAACUCUCCAAAUAGGGCGGUCACAUGUGGCGAAACAUCGACGCGGACGGCCGUCGGGCCCCGGAGCUGUAGCAGGGAUUUGGAGACGCGUCCGCUUUUGGGUAAUCUCGCGCGUCAAGAUGGCGGCGCGUCGCUGUCAG
Iphiclides podalirius (scarce swallowtail) is the source of this 285-nucleotide messenger RNA. The record is from the annotation of a GenBank genome assembly. Lineage: Eukaryota; Metazoa; Arthropoda; Insecta; Lepidoptera; Papilionidae.